Penicillium paradoxum is the source of this 1431-nucleotide messenger RNA. RefSeq names its product putative ubiquinone biosynthesis monooxgenase (Coq6). Gene Ontology annotation, cellular component: mitochondrion. Lineage: Eukaryota; Fungi; Ascomycota; Eurotiomycetes; Eurotiales; Aspergillaceae. Gene Ontology annotation, biological process: ubiquinone biosynthetic process. Gene Ontology annotation, molecular function: FAD binding; oxidoreductase activity, acting on paired donors, with incorporation or reduction of molecular oxygen, NAD(P)H as one donor, and incorporation of one atom of oxygen; 2-octaprenyl-6-methoxyphenol hydroxylase activity. The transcript has 3 exons. The record is from RefSeq and is a predicted model, not a curated record. The coding region runs from base 1 to 1431 and encodes 476 amino acids.
AUGCGUCCAAUCUCCAGAGCUGUUCUCCGGCCGUACGUUUGUCCAACCUGCCGACAUGGCAUUGGCGCUGGUCGGCGACGAUUCAGCUCCAAAUUGGACUCCCCCGAGCUAUAUGAUGUAGUUUGCGUUGGAGGCGGACCCGCGGGCCUAGGGUUGUUGGCCGCACUCCGAGCAUCGCCUAUUACCUCGAAGCUGAAGGUUGCACUCAUUGAGACUCAGGACCUCAGCAAAGCCAAAUCAUGGGAUCUUGGACCGGACCAGUUCUCCAACAGGGUCAGCAGCUUGACCCCCUCGACCGUCUCAUUCCUACGCAGCAUCGGCGCCUAUGAUCACCUGGAUGCCACUCGUGUGCAGGAAUACCAGGAUAUGCAGGUCUGGGACGGCCAAACCGGGUCCCGUAUCACAUUCGACUGGUCAAUGGAGACAUCACCAUUUGAAGAUAUGCGCACCGUAGCAACGAUGACCGAGAACGCGAAUCUGGUGCGCGCACUACUGCGCCGAAUUGCCGAAUCAGGAGACGAGAACCUCUCCCUCUUCUCAAACUCCACAGUCGCCUCCAUCGAAAACGGCUCCGACCUGAAACCCGAAGGUCCCGACCUCUCAGCCUGGCCAGUCCUCUCCGUCAAGCCCACAGGCCCAGCCGCCGAGACCGAGGCACCCAAGCGCAUCGCCGCACGUCUCCUCGUCGGCGCAGACGGUAUCAACAGCCCCGUCCGCUCCUUCGCCGACAUCUCCACCUCAGGCUGGGACUACGGCCGCCACGGCAUCGUCGCAACCCUCGCCCUAUCCGAGCCAUCCACCCCGCCAUUCCCAGCUUCCAAGCGCACAGCCUACCAGCGCUUCCUUCCCGCUCUCGGCGGCCCCAUCGCCCUCCUCCCCCUACCAAACAACCACGCAACCCUCGUCUGGUCCACAACGCCCGAGCACGCCGCAUACCUCAAAUCCCUCCCCACCCCGGCCUUCCUCGCCAUGGUCAACGCCGCCUUCCAACACCCCCUCCCAGCCCAGAUCCCGCCCCCCGUAACAGGCGUGCAGACAGGAACCGUCGCUUCCUUCCCCCUGCGCUUCCGCCACGCUUCGCAGUACAUCUCGCCGCGCGUGGCCCUUGUCGGCGACGCCGCGCACGUCAUCCACCCGCUCGCCGGCCAGGGUCUCAACCUCGGUCUGGCGGAUGUUGCUUCGCUGUCGAAGACUAUCCAGUACGCCGUUUCCCACGGUAUGGAUGUCGGAGACUUGCUUACUCUCGAGCGCUACUCGUCUGACCGCUACUUGCCCAAUGCUAAGAUUGGGGGUGCUUGCGAUCUCCUGCACAAGAUGUACAAUGUUCCUGGGGAAGGACCUGUUACUUGGGCGCGUAGUCUUGGAUUGAGCGUUGUUGAUCGGUUGCCGUUUGUUAAGUCUUUCUUGAUGAAGAAUGCCGAGGGGUAUUAG